AUGUCUGUCAUCCGCCCAUUCGACCCCACCGACGUUCUACGCUUUAACAAUAUCAACCAAGACCCCUGGACAGCUACUUACCACAAUGGCUAUUACGCUACCUACGCGCUCCAAUGGCCAGACUGGUGUGUCUCUGUGGAAGACGCAUACGAACCAUCCCUCAAAGCCUACAUGAUCGCGAAGAACGAACCGCCCGCACCCGAUCCCCAACAUCACGGCCACCUCACAGCGCUCUCCAUCACCCCUUCUCAUCGCGGUCUUGGACUUGCGAGGGUGCUUAUGGAUAUAUUGGAGAGGCUGUCGGCGCCGGGGGAGAUGGCGGGGGCUUGUGAUCAUGGGCAUGGGCACGAUCACGGGCAUGAGCAUGCACAUGAGCACCAUGACCAUGAAGGGGAUUGCGGGCACGACCACUCCCAUUCCCACUCCCACGAACAAGAAGAACACCACCACGAAAUGAUCCCCAUUAACGCCGGCAAAGAUUCUGUCGACGCCUAUUUCGUGGACCUCUUUGUGCGAUGUAACAAUAAGCGGGCGACUGAGAUGUAUGAGAAGAUGGGGUAUAGUGUUUAUCGGAGAGUUGUCGAGUGA
Molecule: messenger RNA, 588 nt
Organism: Cryptococcus wingfieldii CBS 7118
Lineage: Eukaryota; Fungi; Basidiomycota; Tremellomycetes; Tremellales; Cryptococcaceae
Product: n-acetyltransferase 5
Exons: 3
Coding region: 1-588 (195 amino acids)
Biological process (GO): N-terminal peptidyl-methionine acetylation
Cellular component (GO): NatB complex
Molecular function (GO): protein-N-terminal amino-acid acetyltransferase activity
Source: RefSeq, a predicted model, not a curated record